GUCAUUGGACCAAACGGACCCCCCGGAGAUCCAGGACUUCAGGGAAGACUUGGACCACCCGGACGACGUGGGUACAUUGGUGAACCAGGACCGGCGGGAGACAAAGGACCUAAGGGAGGCGAUGGACCCCCAGGAAAUCCAGGAAAUCCUGGUCCACAAGGACCUCCUGGACCAAUGAAAGUCAAGACAAUUCCUGGACCUAAAGGACCUGUUGUCGUACCUCAAAUCACUUAUGGCGGCGCUGGUGCUCUACAAACAAUGGGCGACCCAGGACCACCUGGCCGACUAGGAAGUAGAGGACACGAUGGACGUCCUGGAAUACCCGGACCACGUGGUGCACCUGGAGAAAGAGGACCAAUGGGAGUGAUUGGACUCAUUGGACCCCCCGGACCUCCUGGACGUCCUGGCGAAGAUGGAGACCCUGGUUCUCGAGGACGUCAGGGACCACGUGGAGAUCCUGGUCGAAAGGGACCUCCUGGUCACCGAGGCAAAUCUGGACUUGCUGGACGAGAUGGACAUCGUGGUCGUAACGGACGUAGAGGCAAAAAGGGAGAUCGUGGUGGCGAUGGUGAUCGGGGAUUAGUUGGUGUGGUUGGACUCAACGGAAUCGAUGGUAUUGAUGGUGAGCGAGGACAGCGCGGCCAACCAGGAAUGAUCGGUGACGCUGGACCAUCUGGUCUAUCUGGACCACGUGGUUCAUCAGGUCGUGCUGGAUCACAGGGCAGCGCCGGUAUAAAUGGCCCUGCUGGUCCCCCAGGACCGCGAGGACCCAAGGGUGUACCUGGGCGCUCAGGCAACAAGGGACCCAUGGGUUACUCAGGGGAAACUGGUAUAACUGGUGUCCCUGGUCUCAAGGGAGUGGCCGGUAAAAACGGCGAAGCUGGAGAACAAGGCAAUGCAGGACCUAAAGGCGCCAAUGGUGACAUUGGAGGAGCUGGCGAACAAGGUCCUAUUGGAGAGACUGGAGCUAGAGGAAUGUCUGGUAACUCAGGUGGUCGAGGUGCACGUGGGGAUGUGGGAGACGCAGGAAAGGUCGGUGCAGACGGAGAGGUUGGCACUAAAGGCGGACCGGGUAAACCUGGUGAUAGUGGCGGUCAAGGACAGCCAGGACCCGUAGGGAAAAGAGGAGCUCCAGGUCAAGCUGGACUUGCAGGUCGGCCAGGGCCCCCUGGAAAAAGGGGCAUGGUCGGCUCGCAAGGGUUCCAGGGAAAACAAGGUAGCAGAGGCACUAAGGGAUCUGGUGGUGAAACUGGAGCUCGCGGAGGAUCUGGAAACAAAGGAGAUGCUGGCGAAACCGGAGGUUCUGGGGCCACAGGACCCAAUGGCGAACGGGGUGCACGUGGCCGAGCUGGCAAUCCUGGAAAAGAUGGCGGCAGAGGACUUCCUGGAGAUGGUGGCGACGAUGGAAGAGCUGGUGAGAAAGGCCCUCCAGGUGCUCGUGGACCAACAGGACCAAGAGGUCUUAUGGGACCUAAAGGAAAGACGGGUAAACAAGGCAAAAUCGGUGUAACAGGAAAAGUUGGACCAUCAGGAGUGAAGGGAGAACAAGGUGUUGUAGGAGCGAGAGGUUUACCUGGUGUAGCUGGCGAAAUGGGUGGAGCUGGCUCAGUAGGUGGGGCAGGUCCUGUUGGCGAGCCAGGUGGUCAGGGUGGCGCAGGAAAGCUCGGAUCACGUGGCCUUGCUGGUAAACCCGGAAGUGACGGUCCUAAAGGAAACACUGGGUUAUCCGGCAAUGAUGGACGAAAUGGAAAGGACGGCCCUGUUGGCGAAAGAGGAACAAUUGGUGCAGUGGGUGACCCAGGCAAAACUGGUGAAUCUGGCAGCACUGGACGCCCAGGAGUCAGAGGCGUAUCUGGAGCCUCGGGCGCUACUGGUGCCGAUGGUCGUGCUGGACCAACGGGUUCUCCUGGUCUACCAGGCGACUCUGGCAAAAAUGGUGGGAAAGGCGGAAGAGGAGACGAAGGAAAUACAGGAGCACGUGGUGAAGGAGGACCAGAUGGCGGGAAGGGUCCUGACGGAGGCGACGGUGAACGAGGGCCUCUAGGUACUAAAGGAAUGCCGGGUGAGCGUGGUGACGAUGGUGCUGCAGGUGAUCCAGGAAAUGCUGGUGAUUCGGGAGCACGCGGAGACCAAGGAGGUGUAGGCAAGACUGGCCAAAUGGGUCUUCAGGGCACUACAGGUGCUGCAGGACCACAGGGUGUCAUUGGCGGACAGGGACAAAAGGGGGUUCGAGGAGAACGUGGCGAAACCGGUUUUGUUGGGUCAGCGGGUCUGCAGGGAUCUACUGGAUCCAAAGGUCCUAAAGGAGGAAUCGGCAACCAGGGUCCAUCUGGCGAAGUGGGUGGUCCUGGAGGUCUUGGAUUACCUGGUCCAACUGGUCCAUCGGGACCUGGAGGUAUCGCUGGUAAACCAGGUCCUAGCGGUACACCUGGACAAAAGGGCCCCCCUGGUGAUGCAGGAUCAGCUGGAGAUCUUGGUGAAGAAGGAGAACCGGGUAAAGACGGAAAGGACGGCAUAGAUGGCGGUUCAGGAGAGAUUGGUUCAGCGGGAACAAUAGGACCUGGUGGACUUCCUGGCGAAUCUGGACCCGGUGGACCACGGGGUGGUGUUGGCCUUCCUGGAAAUGCUGGUGCCGAUGGUAUUGGAGGACUCAAGGGUGAAUCUGGAGCUUCUGGCAAAGACGGCAAAGCUGGACCCGGCGGACCAUCCGGAAUUGUUGGUGAAGAGGGUAAAGUUGGAAGUACGGGUAUAGCUGGUUCCGAUGGAGCUCCUGGAACCGCAGGAAGCCUGGGUGCUCAAGGAAAAACCGGUCGAAAGGGUGUGCUUGGUGACCAAGGUAAACAAGGCCUGCAGGGUGCACAAGGGCAAAAGGGACCAGCUGGAGCAGUAGGACAGCGAGGAUCAACUGGAUUAGAAGGUUUACAGGGUGUCAUAGGAGCAGCUGGAGCUAAAGGAACCGCUGGUGAAGCUGGCAAACAGGGUUCUCAAGGUGAAGGCGGUGGCAAGGGAGACACUGGGAGUGUUGGACAGAAGGGAGACCGCGGAGAGGCAGGUAGACGAGGCCGUAUUGGUGCACCAGGACCCAAGGGUAUGUUUGGUGCACUAGGACCACCAGGACCACUUGGACUUCCUGGCGACAGGGGAUCAUUAGGAGAGCCAGGAGCGUUUGGUCCUCCGGGAAGAGUUGGGCCGCCUGGACCAUCUGGUGAUAAUGGUAUCAGAGGAGGCAAGGGAGACCGUGGAAACAUGGGAUCAGAUGGAAAACAGGGACAACCAGGGCCUCCCGGACCUCCUGGACCCCCGGGUACCAUUUCAGGAACGUGGACGUCCGAAGCCAUGCAAAGUUACGAACUUGGAGCACAAAAGACACCUUACAGACUCUAUAACAGCCGUCAAGCAGCAAGAGAAAAGAUCGAGUCUGGUGGAAGUAACACCGAUCUUUUCGGUGACAUUGUGACUCUAAGUUACGAGAUCCAGAGCUUCAAGCGACCAACAGGCUCCAAGAACUUCCCUGCCAAAACAUGCAAAGACUUACAUAUGUGCCAUCCGAAUCUCCGUAGUGGAAACUACUGGAUUGACCCUAAUGAGGGCAUCCCAGACGACGCCAUUAACGUGUAUUGUGACUUUGAAACCCAAGCUACCUGCAUUUAUCCAUUAAAUAACACCAAGGUGUUCCAGAGCCCAAGACGCAAAUGGUAUUCUGGUCCAGAUCAAUACAAAUGGUUUGGUAAAGAACUACAAGGGCUUGCAACGAUGAAAUACUCAUUUGAGCCAAGUCAGUUGGUGUUUCUACGUAUUCUGAGUGACAGAGCCCGUCAAAAUAUUACAUACCAUUGUCGCAAUUCAGUAGCAUGGUCCAACAAGCAUUCUAUCAAGAUCGUGGGAGACAAUGGCAUUGAGUUCCAUGCAAGCAGUUCUAAUAAAUUUAGACCCAUUAUUAUAAAAGACGACUGUCAUAUCAAAGACGGAAAAUGGCGACAAACUGUCAUUUCUGUCGAUACAUCCAAACCCUAUCGAUUACCAAUUAGGGACAUUGCAAUGUACGACAUCGGCGAUCGAGAGGAAGAGUUUGGUGUGGACAUUGGUCCAGUCUGCUUCUCCUAGUCCUGAUCCCUCUCCUAAAUUCUUAACUUAAAUUCCCGCAGUUCUCUUCCCUUCUCCUGGUAGAAGUUUAAUGCUUUCUUUCCAAGAAUGUAAAAUGGACAUUCAUGUACUGCGAUUGGAAUAAACUGUUCAUAUUUUACAAAUAUCCAGAAAAUGAUAAAAACAUAGUAUGGUUUUGAUUUA
Exaiptasia diaphana is the source of this 4287-nucleotide messenger RNA. RefSeq names its product collagen alpha-2(I) chain. The record is from RefSeq and is a predicted model, not a curated record. Gene Ontology annotation, cellular component: extracellular region. NCBI's taxonomy places the organism in Eukaryota, Metazoa, Cnidaria, Anthozoa, Actiniaria, Aiptasiidae. Gene Ontology annotation, molecular function: extracellular matrix structural constituent; peptidase inhibitor activity.